This is a messenger RNA of Mycotypha africana, 432 nucleotides long. RefSeq names its product histone-fold-containing protein. NCBI's taxonomy places the organism in Eukaryota, Fungi, Mucoromycota, Mucoromycetes, Mucorales, Mycotyphaceae. The transcript is spliced from 4 exons. The coding region runs from base 1 to 432 and encodes 143 amino acids. Gene Ontology annotation, cellular component: negative cofactor 2 complex. Gene Ontology annotation, molecular function: protein heterodimerization activity; TBP-class protein binding; general transcription initiation factor activity. Gene Ontology annotation, biological process: positive regulation of transcription by RNA polymerase II; negative regulation of transcription by RNA polymerase II; chromatin remodeling. The record is from RefSeq and is a predicted model, not a curated record.
AUGAGUGACAACGAACGUUCGGGAUCCACAGGAGAUGACGACCUCUCACUGCCAAAAGCCACUGUUCAAAAAUUGAUUAACGAGAUGAUGCCAGAAGACAUUGUUUGUGCAAAAGACACUCGCGAUCUUUUAAUCGAGUGUUGUGUUGAGUUCAUUCACUUGAUCGCUUCUGAAGCGAACGAAAUCUGUGAAAAAGAAACCAAAAAAACCAUUGCUGGCGAACAUGUUAUUGCAGCGUUACAAGCUUUAGGUUUCGAGGAUUAUGUUGAAGAAGUUGACGAAGUAUUUAAAGAGCACAAGAAGCAACAAAAGGAUCGUGAUAGAAGGAGUUCUAGGUUGGAAAACACGGGUAUUUCAGAAGAAGAAUUACUAAGACAACAAGAACUCUUAUUUGCACAAUCUCGUAUAAAAUUCGAGGCUCAACAACAGUAA